AUUUCUUUGCAGGAUACAGUAUGCUGGGAAGCGCAAAAGCCAUGUUCGCAAAUAAAGUUUCGUACUCGUUUGAUUUUACUGGACCUAGUUACGCAGUGGAUACGGCUUUUUCAUCGUCCAUGUACGGGUUACAUCACGCUGUGAGCGCAAUACGCGCCGGCGAGUGCGAUGCUGCUAUCGUCGGUGGACUGAAUCUCGUGUUAAGGCCGAAUUCCUCACUUCAAUUUCACAAAUUGAAUAUGCUGUCCCAGGAUGGCAAAUGUAAGGCAUUCGAUGCUUCGGGUGUCGGUUACGUGAGAGCUGAAGCGGUGGUGGCAAUAUAUUUGCAAAAAGCAAAGAAUGCGCGUAGAGUAUACGCGACGGUGAUACACACAGGGACAAAUAUCGACGGCUACAAACCCCAGGGUAUUGUGUAUCCCAAUGGUGAAAAGCAGAACCAAUUGAUGAACGAUAUUUAUAACGAAGCAGGAAUUAAUCCCGCAGACGUGAGUUACGUGGAAGCUCAUGGUACUGGUACCAAAGUAGGUGAUCCAGAGGAGGUAAAUUCUAUCGACAAACUAUUCUGCAAAGACCGGAAGACUCCUUUGCUAAUUGGCUCAGUCAAAUCUAACAUGGGUCAUGCGGAACCGGCCAGUGGAUUAUGCUCAAUCGCUAAGGUAUUGAUCGCAAUGGAAGCAGGUGUAAUACCCGCAAAUUUGCACUUUGAUACUCCGAAUACAAAUAUUCCUGCCUUAAAGGAAGGACGCAUUCGAGUAGUCAACAAGGCCACACCAUGGAACGGUGGUCUUGUGGGCAUCAAUUCGUUCGGCUUUGGCGGCGCAAAUGCGCAUGCCAUUCUUUGCAGCAAUGCAAAACCAAAACUAUCACCGCUAUUGAACAUGACCGAAUUGUUGCCGAAAUUAGUUGUUGUAUCGGGUCGAACGAAAGAAGCGGUACACACUUUAUUGGACAAAACAAAAGACCAUCGUAAUGACGAUGAGUUUCUCUCGUUGCUGCACACAAUACAUAAUAACGAUAUUUCCGGCCAUGAAAUUCGCGGUUACGAAAUAGUUAACAUUGAUGGUACGCGUGAAGUGAGCGAGAGAACGAGUUAUAAAGAAAGGCGACCCAUUUGGUUCAUAUUUUCCGGUAUGGGCUCGCAAUGGCCAGGCAUGGGUCAUGGAUUGUUCGGCAUUGAAACUUUUCAACGUAGUUUGCGACGAUGCGCGGACGCAUUGGCACCCCACGGCAUCGACCUCAUUAAUAUCAUCAUGAACGCCACUGACGAGACGUUCGAGGAUAUACUCAAAUCUUUUGUGACUAUCGCGGCUAUGCAGGUAGCUCUCGUGGAUAUUUUAACGUCGAUAGGUAUAUCGCCGGACGGUAUAGUCGGACACUCCGUUGGAGAAUUGGGUUGUGCUUAUGCUGACGGUGCGUUUACACGGGAGCAAACUGUCUUAGCGGCUUACUCUAGAGGCAAGGCGAUUAUGGAUUCCAAGUUGGAACUUGGCGCUAUGGCGGCAGUUGGUUUAAGUUGGGAGGAAGCCAGAAAAAUGUGUCCACCCGAUAUCGUUCCAGCUUGUCACAACGCUGCGGACUCGAUCACUAUUUCCGGUCCGCCUGAGUCUAUGCAAAAAUUUGCAGAAACGCUCAAGAGCAAAGAUAUCUUCGUAAAGAUGGUGAAAAGUUCCGGCUACGCCUUCCACAGCCAAUACAUCGCCUCGGCCGGGCCUAAGCUACGCGCUUCGCUCGACAAAAUCAUCCCGAAUCCAAAGCAAAGAUCAGCCAGAUGGAUUUCCAGUUCCAUACCGGAGUCUGCAUGGAGCAGUCCGCUCGCGCAAUCUAGCUCGUCUGCGUAUCACGUAAAUAAUUUACUCUCUCCUGUGCUCUUCCACGAAGCGAUCGCGCGUAUUCCAGAGAACGCGAUAACAAUCGAAAUUGCACCACAUUGUUUGCUACAGGCAAUUUUGCGAAGAUCGUUACCACCAACGGUGACCAACAUCUGUCUCCAUAAACGCGAUCAUUCGGACAAUUUAAUCUUUCUGCUGUCUAAUGUGGGUAAGCUAUAUAUGGCUGGUGCGCAACCGAACAUCUCCAAAUUAUAUCCAGCGAUAAGUUUUCCAGUUGGUCGAGGAACACCGAUGAUCGGGCCUCUAAUCAAGUGGGACCAUUCUAUCGCGUGGGAUGUCCCUAAUUUUAAUCAGAUAUCAAGCCACUCGGGAGAAAAUAUAGUUGAAAUAGAUAUAGCAAAAGAAACAGAUGCAUAUCUAGCUGGACAUGAGAUAGACGGACGAGUGCUUUUUCCAGCCUCGGGCUAUAUUCUUCUAGUAUGGAAAACUUUAGCGAAACUACGCGGCACUGAUUUUGAACAAUUGCCUGUGAUAUUCGAGAACGUGUGGUUUCAGCGAGCGACUAUUUUGACGAAGGAGGGAGCAGUAAAAUUCUCGAUAACCAUUUUCGAAGGAACGGGCGACUUUGAAAUCUGUGAGGCCGGUACAAUCGUCGUUAGCGGAAACGUCCGCGUGUCCAAGGCUAUCGAGAAGGAUCAAUUGAAGCUGCCGACACCACCAAUGCCACCUACCAACGAGGAGAUUUUGCCAUUGAAAGCUAAAGAUAUUUAUAAGGAAUUGAGGCUGCGCAGAUGCGAGUAUCGCGAUACUUUUCAAGGAAUCAAAUCUUCUGAUAAUUACAGCGUUGUCGGUCAAUUGUACUGGUUCAAUCAAUGGAUUCCGUACGUAGAUACUAUGCUUCAGUUUAGCAUAAUGUCCUCUAGACAUAGACUACUGUAUUUACCGACGCGUCUCCAAUACGCCGCGAUCAACCCCGUUCUUCAUAAACGAUUGGUAAAAGAAUUGCCAGAAAAUGGUGGAUUACCGGUGUAUCACUAUAAGAACAUCAAUAUUGUUAAAUCGGGUGGUAUCGAGCUCAGAAGAAUAAAAUUUUCUUUGGCACCUCGACGACAACAGACUCAAGUCGAUCCCAAAUAUGAACGGUACACUUUUGUGCCUUAUGAAAAUUCGAAUAAUCUAAUAGAAGAUCCAAAGAGAGGAAAAAUACACGCACUCACUGUACUUUUACAAAUUAUGUGUGAGAACAUGAUGGCAAUGAAACUGAAGGCCGUGGAAGUUGCAGGCGAACGACCCGCAGAAGCUCUUUUGGCCCCCAUUAUAUUUGAAAUUUUCAAUGGUGAACUAGGCUCGCCUAUCAUUGAUUUACAAGUGAUCGCAGUUUCUGCCGACAAUUACAUAGAGUGUUUAAGUCAAAUGAACGUGAAUGCCGACGUUGUAACGCGAGAUGUAAAGUCUGCACCUCCCGCUCAGGAUGUGCACCUCGUCAUAGCGGCGGAUGUUUUGUCAAAUCAGUCUCAUAUUAUUCUCCAAAACUUGGUGGCUGCUUUAAAACCUGGUUGUUUCAUUCUUCUGGAGGAAACCGCUAAGCAACUGGAUUUGAAGAUCACGUUAGAGGAAACUGAUCUGACGUUGGCCGGGAAACAAACCGAUCCAGCAGGAAAAACAUACUUGCUGCUGAAAAAACGAGAAGAAAGGAGAGAACCGAUCGUCAUACAAAUUACAGAGAAAAAUCUCUCAUGGCUGGAGAAUUUAAAAACAACAUUGAAGAAAUCUGAUAGCGAGGGUCAAGAAGUACUCCUUGUAUCCCAGGGCGAAGAAACCCUUGGCUUAGUCGGACUCAUGACUUGCAUACGGCGCGAAACAGGUGGUGCAAAUGCGCGCUAUGUCUUCAUCCAAGACAAGAACGCUCCCAAGUUUGGCUUAUCCUCACCGUUUUACGCAGAACAAAUAGACAAAGGAUUGAUGGCCAAUGUGUUAAAAGGAGGACAAUGGGGCAGUUAUCGACACUUGCCAUUGGAUCAACAGAACAAUGUAUCUUCCCUACAGGUGGAGCACGCUUACGUAAACACAUUGAUGAGGGGAGACCUCAGCAGCUUAAGAUGGAUGGAAGGCCCAUUAAGUUACUACCGAUCUGACAAUUUUCCCAAUAUGACGUUUUGCCACGUGUACUAUUCUUCAAUUAAUUUUAGGGAUAUCAUGUUGGCAAGUGGCAAACUAUCGCUAGACGCCUUACCACGGAAUAUGGCUACGGAAGAGUGCAUAUUGGGACUUGAAUUUUCUGGAAGAGACACCGAUGGUCGUCGCGUAAUGGGCAUGGUUGCAGCUAAAGGAUUAGCGACUACCGUGGUAGCGGAACGUGAUUUUCUUUGGGAGGUACCCGACAAGUGGAGCUUGGAACAAGCGGCAACGAUACCUGUCGCUUACACAACUAGUUAUUAUGCUCUGUUUAUACGGGGUCGAUUGAAAGCAGGCGAAAGCGUGCUAAUCCACGCUGGUACAGGCGGCGUCGGUCAAGCUGCAAUUGCCAUUGCUCUGUACGCUAAGUGUACCGUCUUUACUACCGUCGGCACGCCGGAGAAGAGAGAAUAUUUGAAGAAAGUCUUUCCGCAGUUAAACGACAGGCAUAUCGGCAAUUCCCGAGAUACAAAUUUUGAACAACUGAUACUUGUUGAAACAGAAGGGCGUGGAGUCGACGUUGUACUAAAUUCAUUGACAGAGGAGAAAUUGGAAGCUGGCAUUCGGUGUCUGGCGUACGGUGGCCGUUUCCUUGAAAUUGGCAAGUAUGAUAUGUUGAAUGGCAGCCGUGUAGAAAUGUCAAUGUUUUUGAAGAAUACGUCUUUUCAUGGUAUAUUGUUGGAUGAGCUAUUCGAAAAAGACAGCGUGGAAAAAAAGGAAUUGAUAAAACUCGUUUCGGAGGGAAUCGAAAAUGGCGCGAUACGUCCGCUCCAAUCAAACAUUUUUACAGAACAACAGCUUGAAUCGGGAUUCAGAUUCAUGGCGACAGGCAAACAUAAGGGUAAAGUGCUACUAAAAAUCCGUGAUGAAGAACCAAAGAAACGUGCGUCACCAACGCCAAAGACAGUAGCCGCGAUUCCCCGUACUUACAUGAAUCCGGAGAAAUCAUACAUCUUGGUUGGCGGUCUCGGUGGGUUCGGUCUGGAGUUGGCCGACUGGAUGAUCAGCCGCGGCGCCAAAUUUAUCGUUCUCGUAUCACGCUCAGGCAUACGUACCGGUUAUCAAGCACUGUGUGUACGUCGCUGGCGCGAAAGUGGCAUACAAAUUGUUGUUUGCACAGAGAAUAUUACGACGUUAACGGGUGCUAAAAGAUUAAUUCAAAAAAGCAACCGCAUCGCUCCGGUAGGCGGUAUAUUCAAUUUAGCAGCCGUCCUUCGUGAUGCUCUCAUCGAAAAUUUGGAAGAAGCCGAUUUCAAGACAGUUAUUUCACCGAAAAUCAAUGUUACAAGAAAUUUAGACGCGGUAUCGAGAAAACUCUGCCCAUCGCUCGAUUACUUUGUGGUAUUUUCGUCUGUAUCAAGCGGUCGUGGUAAUAUGGGUCAAACAAACUACGGUUUCGCAAACUCAGCCAUGGAAAGAAUGAUGGAAGAGAGGCAGACUAAUGGUUUACCUGGUCUUGCCAUUCAAUGGGGUGCCAUCGCAGACGUUGGCUUAAUCAUGGAAAUGAUGGGAGGUAACGACGCCGAGGUGGGCGGUACUAUACCACAACAGAUAUCAAGUUGUCUCGCAACGAUGGAUAUAUUUCUUCAACAGUCACAUCCGGUGUUGGCUUCUUCGGUGUUAGCUGAAAAAUAUAAAUCCGACGAUGGCAACAAGGCCAAUCUUGUCACAACUGUUGCCAAUAUCUUAGGUAUUAAAGAUGUUGAUUCGAUUAAUCCCAAUAAUACCUUGGCCGACUUGGGUAUGGAUUCGUUAAUGGGCACGGAGAUAAAACAGACUCUUGAAAGAAAUUACGAUAUCGUAUUAUCGGCGCAAAAGAUUCGUGCCUUAACUAUUGGUACAUUGCAAGAAUUAUCAAGAAGAUAAUAUGGAUCAAGAAGAUUAUAUGGAUGUCCAUUUUUGGAUAUAUUUUGGAAUAUCUUAAACAGGACAUUUUACAGAUAUGUUCUUGGACACAAAUCUUAUAUAUAAUGUUUAUCCAUUAAUAUAUAAUAUUUUAUUUCUAUUGUAUUUAUAUGACACAGACAAAUACAAGUUUUGGAAAUUUUUUAUUUGUAUAUGCUUCUUAAUCUUUAUUUUAAUAUAUUAUAAUAACAAUAAUGUAAUGUUAAUAUACCAAACGUUUUUAGAAAACUUUUGUAAUUUUGUAAUCUAUAUAAUAAUUGUUACAGAUCCAGUUCAAAUUGAUAAAUUCGAAGAAUAAAAGGUGGUAAUAAAUAGUUAUUGCCUCAUCUUGUACAAUUUUAAUUACUGAAAUUUUUUAUAACAAUAAUAUGCGAUAAUUUUCUUUUAUUCUCUAAUUUGAAAUUAAUGGUUGCGCGCUUCCAGCCAUUCACUGAAAAGCGCUAUUGCGCAGGCUCGAUUUUUCUAAGCUGGAACUGGCCAGAACACACGGCAACACGCGGCAUAUACUGGUGCCGGCCAAAGUUAAAUGUUUACUUUUCGCGGACAUAAAUGUGUUUUCAGUGCAAAUGAUCUUUUUCUGAACAUUGUGUAGUACUAUAGAAAACGCAUUGUGUAGUAUAGAACGUUGUGUAGAAGCAGGGAAAACUAGAUACAGUAAGUAUAUUUCUUUUGAUGAGUCUUCGAUUUCUUUUAGAUUAUAAACCAUCUAAAUAUUUCUUCCUCAUUAUUUCUAUAACGUAAUUAUACAUGCAUUUUGCAAUGUUUAAUGCUUCAUAUGUGUAAACAAACGUAAAAAUCUGUGGACAGUUUUAAUUUAUACUUAUAAUUUAUAGCUACAAUAAAAUACGCAAUAUUGAUAUUUGUUAACUUUAUAUAUACUGUAACGAAGCGAUCACAAGCAUAUAGACGCAUGCGAGUGGAAGUGUGCGUGUUGUGCGGGGAGCGGGCGAUGGAUGGGCGAUGCGGUGUAAAUUAAAACAAAGGGAAGUCGCAGUUGUCACCAGGGGUCUCAAGCCCCCGAAUUUUCCUGUUACUAUGCAGCAUUCUUUUGAUAAAAAAUUGCAAUUCAAUUACGAUAUCGCUCGUCUUGAUGCCGCCUCUCGCAUUCAUUACGUUCUCGACCACGGGCCAGAGUACACGCUUCCGCACGUACGAAAAUCGUGAAUUAUAAUUUGAUACGAAAUUAUUCACUCUUUCUUUUCUCUAAAGACGAGGAUUAAGUAAAGAGUUGAGAUACGAGUGGCUGCUUCAGAGUGUGCCAAGACGAAAGGUCAAAUUCAGUUAUUAAUAAUAAGUGCAUGUAUCUUAUACGAUUAUAUUUGUGACUAUAAAAAAUAAAUUCAGUGAAACGAAA
Molecule: messenger RNA, 7263 nt
Organism: Solenopsis invicta (red fire ant)
Lineage: Eukaryota; Metazoa; Arthropoda; Insecta; Hymenoptera; Formicidae
Product: fatty acid synthase-like
Exons: 5
Coding region: 21-5870 (1949 amino acids)
Biological process (GO): fatty acid biosynthetic process
Molecular function (GO): oxidoreductase activity; fatty acid synthase activity; phosphopantetheine binding
Source: RefSeq, a predicted model, not a curated record